Molecule: messenger RNA, 2625 nt
Organism: Ceratosolen solmsi marchali
Lineage: Eukaryota; Metazoa; Arthropoda; Insecta; Hymenoptera; Agaonidae
Product: peptide transporter family 1
Exons: 9
Coding region: 537-2540 (667 amino acids)
Biological process (GO): oligopeptide transport; transmembrane transport
Cellular component (GO): membrane
Molecular function (GO): transmembrane transporter activity
Source: RefSeq, a predicted model, not a curated record
CGCCGAUUUGCCCUGGCGCUGCUUCGCGGGGCUCGUUAGACGGGCCUUUUUAUCGGGUCGCGAGUCGCCGAAGCUGCCGAUUCCUUCCUCCGCAAUGUAAUCCGGCCUGAAAUCGCAGCUUAAAUCGAUCGUAUCGGCAAGAUAAAUAUGCGCCCGAAAUACCGCGCCUUGAUAAUUGCUUCGUUGAGUCGUUGGGGUAAGGAGCGCGUAUCUUAUCGUCACCCGUAACUCGCUUUUUCCAUAAUUAUACUCUUGAAUUGUUUGUUUUUAAUUUAUUAAAAACCAUUGUCGUGCGAAGGAUAUCAGUGCGUCGAGUGAUAUCACUUGGCUCGGACAUAUGUCUGAGGAUUUCGGCGAUCGGUCGAGGCGAUAUUAUUGGCGAUAAUAAGUAGGACACGCAGUUACGUUGCAGUCUAUUGUAUUUGAGAGUUUGAGAGUAGCGAGCAUACAGUCGCUCUUACACUUGAGUAAUUAAGUGUCAAAAUCCGAUAACAAACAAAUGAUAGAAAGUUCAUGUACCUAUCAGAAAAAGUAAGAUGGGUUACCCGAAAUCCAUAUUCUUCAUAAUCAGCAAUGAAUUCUGCGAGAGAUUUUCCUUCUAUGGCAUGCGAACGGCCCUCUCGCUCUAUCUCGUCGACGUCCUCAUGUACAACGAGGACACGGCGACGGUCAUGUACCACACGUUCUCCAUGCUCGCCUACUUCUUCCCGCUGCUGGGGGCGAUGAUCGCGGAUUCGUGGCUCGGCAAGUACCGGACGAUCCUCUACCUGAGCUGCGUCUACGCGCUGGGCCAGCUGCUGCUGUCCGUGAGCUCGGUGCAGACCCUCAGCCUCCCAGUCAGAGAAUUAUCCAUCCUGAGCCUGAUACUGAUAGCCCUUGGCACUGGUGGCAUUAAGCCCUGCGUCACGGCUUUCGGGGGCGACCAAUUCAAGCUGCCCGAGCAGGAGGUUUACCUGUCCACCUUCUUCUCACUCUUCUACUUUGCCAUAAACUCGGGCUCGCUCCUGUCCACCUUCAUCACUCCGAUACUCCGCAAAGACGUCACCUGCUUCGGGGAGAACACGUGCUACUCGCUGGCCUUUUUCAUACCGGCUGUACUCAUGAUUAUAUCCGUAGCGAUAUUUUUUUCUGGUAAAAGACUGUAUCGAAUAAAAGAGCCCGAAGGCAAUGUCAUUUUCACUGUUACUAGCUGCAUCUGUUACGCUAUCUUCCGUAAAAUAAAGUCAAAGGAAAAGCGCGACAAUUGGCUGGACCAUUCGGACAAUCGUUACAGCAAGCAAACGAUCGAGGACAUUAAGUCAGUUUUGAAAGUUUUAAAGCUCUUCAUACCACUACCAAUAUUUUGGGCCUUAUUCGACCAACAGGGUUCUCGCUGGACAUUCCAGGCGACGCGUAUGAACGGCGAGAUUUUCGGUUACCUCGUCAAGCCCGAUCAAUUUCAGGUCGUCAAUCCCCUCUUCAUUAUCAUCUUUAUUCCAGUGUUCCAGAUAUGCGUGUAUCCUGUUAUCGAAAAAUUUCUGUAUAUUAAUACACCCUUGAGAAAGAUCACUGUUGGCGGACUACUGGCGAGCCUGUCCUUUGCCAUUUCCGGCAUCGUCGAGUACAAUCUCGAGCCGACAUAUGUCGUUCAACCAUCGACUGGCUUGGCACAAAUACGGAUAUUUAACACACUGAACUGCAAUGCCUCGAUAACAAUCGACGAGCAUAAGUUUUUUUUGGAAAGCCUCGGUAUGUACGAAAACCUUAGUAUUCCAGUUAAUGGAGUCGAGUCGCUCGAGUUCAGGGCAGAAUACGGCGAUUGUCAAAUCUCGAGCAAAAAAAUAUUCACCGGGACUCUGAUAGUCAAGGAGAAAACAGCCCAAUCGUGGUCUAUAACUAGAUCGGGCCUCGGUCCCGUCCUCCAUGAUAGCAUCGAGAAGUCGAAGACGGGUGACCCGUUGGUGCGAGCUCUCAUUGAUAUAAAUUCCAACACCGUCAACUACAGGACCCUCAAGCUGAUCGGCGGCAACGAUGAAUACUUAUUCGAAAUAAAAAAGAAAACGAAUUUCACCAAGUUCAUCGAGAUGAAUCACCACAAGUACGAGAUAUUCAUGGACGACUUUAAAGUCGAUGAGAUGAGCUUCCACGUCGGUGGGGUAUACACGAUCGUCGGCGAGGUCGUCGACAAAUCGACGGUGUUGCGGAAAGUGACGAUCGUUGAACCCAAUUCGAUCCACAUGUUCUGGCUCCUGCCCCAAUACAUCGUCAUAACAAUGGGCGAGAUCAUGUUCUCGAUCACGGGUCUUGAAUUCGCUUUUACGCAGGCGCCGGCCAGCAUGAAGUCGCUACUUCAGGCCAGUUUUCUGCUUACCGUUGCCUUUGGUAAUCUCAUUGUCGUCAUCAUUGCCGAGGCUCACUUCUUCCAGCGACAGGUAUUAGAAUUCUUCCUAUUUGCCUUGUUAAUGCUCGGUGACAUGCUAGUCUUCGCUAUAAUGGCGAAGUUCUAUAAAUAUAUAGAUAUAUCCAAUGCCAAAGAAGAAAUCAACAUGCAGCACAAUUAAACAUUGGCCUUAAAUUUUUAAAAUAGCAAAAUAACUCAAGAAAAAACAUUAUCACUUAAAUGAUAAGAUUUUAUGAAAUUUGUCU